AUGAAAAGUUAAUUAGGUGAAAUAAGAAUGAGUCCAAGGUAUAUUAAAAAUAUGAUGAUGUUCAAAUCCUUCUUAACAAAAACUCAACCUACAAUCAAUCCAGUAAUGUUAAGAAUUUAUGGAAAAUUGAAUGCCGAAAGGGAGAUCAUUAAUAGCCAGGAAGUUAAACAAAAACAUAAUACUCCAAGGAAAUUAAUUAAAAGGCCAAAAAUGAAUUCAGAUGAUAAAGUGCUAUUCUUAAUCCAGAAGGAUUUUGAAAGAGAGACAAAAUAAAUUAAAAAACUAGGAAAUCGUACUGCAAGAACGGAAGAGCUAUAGAAAUCCAUCCAUAACUAAAUAAUAAACAAGAAUUCUAACUCAAUCUCAAGUUUGAUCAAUCAAGAAUUUGAUGUAAAAUUAGCACCAUCAUAUUACGAAUUAUUGAAUACAAUCUAACCAGAAAUGAAUUUCAAAAGUAAAUUAACGUUAAGAGAACCUUUGAGUAAGGCUAAGGCCUUGUUAUCUUAGACAGAAGAGAAAAAGAGAAUUUAUGAAUCUUAAAUCAGACAUUAAAGAGAUUUCUUUAGAUAACCAACUUUAACGGAUCUCCCCUCUUUAACAAAGAAAAGAACUACAAUCAAGACCCUAUUUGAAGAUUCAAGGAAUAAAUUUCAAGCUAACCAAUUUAUAAAUAGUAUCAGCUAACAUUGUAAGUCAGAAAGUACUGAAUGUUGUAAAAUACUUCAUUAAUGUUCUAAAGCCUAAGGGAAAUUCAAUAGUCAUUAUGAAGAGCUUCUGGAUAAUUACUUCACUUAAAUGUGA
This is a messenger RNA of Paramecium tetraurelia, 801 nucleotides long. RefSeq lists its product as uncharacterized. Lineage: Eukaryota; Ciliophora; Oligohymenophorea; Peniculida; Parameciidae. The record is from RefSeq and is a predicted model, not a curated record. The transcript is spliced from 2 exons.